This is a messenger RNA of Malus domestica (apple), 3135 nucleotides long. Lineage: Eukaryota; Viridiplantae; Streptophyta; Magnoliopsida; Rosales; Rosaceae. The record is from RefSeq and is a predicted model, not a curated record.
CCCAAGAGUACAAGUUAUAAGGUUUUUUUUUUAUGUAGUCUUGGUGCAUAAAUCUCACUGAUUACAUAGUCAGACGCAGAUGACACAGCUAGCUAGCUUUCACCAGAAAACAAAACAAGGAUUUGAAGUCCUCCGAUAGUCAAGUCCAUCUCGAUCGAUCCGCGCGCAUACGUUAAUUUGAAUUCACCAUUAGCAAGGGCAGCAGUGCUCUGUACUCGAUUGGGGAGAGGUCACUUCAAGUUCAAAGUUUGGCCACGUCAACCGGAUCGAUGACGAUGCUGGUAGAAGCUCUGGUUCAGGCCGUAACAGCACAAGUGGUCCGUGCUGUGGUGCAGGAAGCUCGGUUCGUUUUUAAAUUCAAAAAUGAGCUUGAGCAGAUGGAAAAAUGGCUUGGAAAAAUGAGAUGCUUAGUUGUCGACGCAGAUAAGAAACUGAAACUGUCGUCUGAUCAGGAAACGGUCAAGAAAUAUUUGAGUGAGCUAAGGGAAGUCAUUUAUGAAGCCGACAACGCAUUGACGGAUUGCCUGAUCAGUGAGGAAGAAAAGAAGAAAAAGAGGUUCUUCUCAUGCUUGUUGCCUCUGGAUCCGGUUUUCCCGCAUGCGAUGGGCAGGAGGUUGACGAAGAUUAAUUCUGAUAUGAAGAACGUGCACGACGUGUUGAUCAACUAUUUUAGUGCAUCAGCUGCUGCACCAGAUAGUAGUAUCAGCCAACAAAUCAGCAGCAGCUGGCGAAUUGUUGGUUCACUAAACCCACAUAAGACAUAUGGAUUGGAUGAGGACAUAGAAAAGUUGAAAGGGUGGAUACUUAAUGACGACGAGAAGGAACCAGCAAUGAACUACAUUGGCAUUGUGGGGAUGGGGGGCUUGGGCAAAACCACCCUUGCUCAACAACUCUUUAACGAUUCUCAAAUCUUGGAUCACUUUGAAAAGACAAUGUGGGUCUGUGUUUCAGGAAAUUUCUGCGAGCAGUGGAUCCUGAAGAAGUUACUCAACAAAGUUAAUGAAGAAACGUCUUCCUUGGAUAGUGAUGAAAUUUUGCGCAGACUCAUCACUGUCCUUAACGGUAAAUCCUAUCUCAUUGUCCUGGAUGAUGUGUGGCCUUACAAAAACAAAUCAGAUUGGUUGAAAGACCUGUGCUCCCAGCUACCAACAUCAGUUGGUAAAUCCAGCUGCAUCAUUAUUACCACCAGGAUUGAAGACGUUGCCCAAAAAAUGGUUCUUAGAAACACACAAAUUCAUCACCAUAAACCUCUAGAGAACGAAGACAGCUGGGAUUUAUUCAGUGAAUAUGCAUUUCGAAAAAGCAAUGGAAAAUGCCCUAGUGAGCAUUAUAAAGAUGUCUCAGUGCAUAUCUUGAAGAAAUGUGGUGGCCUUCCUCUGGCAAUAAAGACUUUAGGAAGCUUAUUGUCUGAGAAGGUUGGUUCUCCUUCAGAAUGGACAGACAUUUCGGACAAAUUCCAUGAACUCACAAAAAAAGGAAAAACUGACUCUGUCAUCGACUCUCUGCAGUUAAGCUAUGAUGAACUUCCGCAUACCAGUCUCAAGCAAUGCCUAUUGUGUCUCUCCAUUUAUCCUGAAGACUUUGAGAUAGAUGCGGAACAGUUAAUUCACUGGUGGAUUGGGGAGGGCAUCGUCCGGGAAAAGGGCUCAACAACAGCUAUAGAAUUGGGAUUUGAAUAUCUCGCAGAAUUAGUGAACAGAAGCCUGCUGGAAGUAGUGGAUCGGCGAUGGUACGAUGGGAAAGUUUAUAAGUGCAAGAUACACGAUAUGGUGCGGGAGGUAAUUAUCAAGAUUGCGGGAGAGGAGGCAUUUUGCAUCUUCAAUGAGCAAGGAAAGCUAAUGCAGAAACAUGAGCAAAAUGAGCAAAAGCCACGAUGGUUCCGUAUCAGCGAAGACAUGGAUGAUGACGAGAAGGAACUAGAAGAUAAUCCAAAGUUGAGGACAUUUUUUCUCAUGUCAAGCCCUCCUAAUAACUUUGGCAAGAAUUUUAGGUUCCUGGAGUCCCUCAGGGUGUUGGACUUGUCGUACUCUAAAGUUGUCGAAGAUAGCAGCAGCCCGUCUCCAGUGACGUGCGCUGAGGAUCUCUUCAGCUAUAUCAGUUCUCUCAAACGCUUAGCAUGUCUAAACUUGAGUGGAACUCAGAUACGGGAAGUCACAUCUUCAAUUCAGAAACUGCUUAACCUCCAGCUUUUGGUGUUGAAAGGAUGCAAAAAGCUAGUCAAAAUACACCCAUCAAUCAAAUAUUUGAAGAGGCUCAUUGUCUUGGACCUUGGAGAUUGUCCCCUUGAUUGCCUACCCAAGGGUCUAGGGAGCCUCCGUCUUCUACAAGAACUCACCGGAUUCAAGGUGGUGAAUCCGGCCAAAACACAAGGUUGCGCCCUUCGUGAGCUCAAAGAACUAAAGGAGCUAAGAGUUCUUCGAAUUGUCCUAAGUGCUGACGCUGAAAUCUCCCAAGAUGAAAUAGGCAUCCUAUCAAGCCUCAGGUUUCUCAAGGUUCUUACCAUUGAUGCUGAAGAAUGUAAAGAAAAUAAAACUUUGAGUGAGUUAGACAAUCUUCAGAUGCCUCCAAAUCUCAGGGAGCUGUAUGUAAGGAAUUAUCAUUCCAAAACAAUGCCCAACUGGUUUCAUCCUGCCAAGCUUUCUAGAUUGCAGUAUCUCUGUGUCGAGAAUUGUGACAUUGUGAGACUGACCAGUGAUCAGUCCACUUGGAAAAAUGUUGAGGGUUUGUGUUUGAAGUUUCUGGGCUUUGAGGAAGAUUGGGAGAACUUGAGGAAAAUUUUGCCUGCACUUAGCUACAUGGAGAUUAGCAGUUGUUUCAAGUUCAAAAAUUUUCCCUGCUCGGUUGACCAGCGAGGAGUUUGGACAAAAGCAAAGUUGAUCAGUAUGGAGUGAUCAAUAAGAGCCCAGAAAAUCACCAUCUCCAUGGAAGCCUCCGAUCAUUGGUUUAUCUUGGUUACUCUAGCCUUGAACUUCGUGUGCGAGUUAUAUAUUGGUGUGCUGUUAAAACUUAAAUUUGCUUGGGAUGUAAUGUUUUAUUAGAGAUGAUGUGGUGAUGUGAUCUUGUAUAAUAAGCAAAAAUGUAUAUGCAUACAUAUUCACUCAUGUUUAUAAGGUUGACCAUCGUGGAGUUCAUAUA